This is a messenger RNA of Drosophila obscura, 2486 nucleotides long. RefSeq lists its product as uncharacterized. Lineage: Eukaryota; Metazoa; Arthropoda; Insecta; Diptera; Drosophilidae. Gene Ontology annotation, biological process: regulation of transcription by RNA polymerase II. Gene Ontology annotation, cellular component: transcription regulator complex; nucleus. The record is from RefSeq and is a predicted model, not a curated record. The transcript is spliced from 3 exons. Bases 310 to 1689 code for a protein of 459 amino acids.
AGAGAGAGCGAGAGAGAGGACUGUGUUGUUGCGCUCUCCUUUCCUUCAUGUGCGCGUGAUUUUCUGGCUUUGAAUGCGGGCUUGCUGCCAGCGUCGACGCCGCCGCUCGGUAUUCUGCCGCUGCUCGUUGCGGUGGUUGUUAUUUUUUUGGUUUCCGUUUUUAUUCGCCGUUUAAACUUGGUCGUGAGAGGGUAAGCCUCCAAUCCGCCCUGCCCGCGAUCGUGUCGUGUCGUCUUAGUGGAAAAAGUGCAAAGUGAAGACGGAACACUGGCCGCCAACCUAAAUCUGCAGAUUCUCCAGCACAUCUUGAUGGCUCCCGUGAGCGCUAUCACUGGCCGAUCGCCCAGCGCCACCAAUUCGUUGCAGGAUCUGAGCGCUGCCGCCGCUGCCAUUGCCCUGGACAUGACGCCCAAGGUGGAGCUGAUGCCCCUGUCCUCCUCCACGGCUGUGGCGCCCGCGCAGAAGAUCAAGAAAUUGGUGCGUCGAAAUGCCUCCGACAAGCUAAAGCUCAUCCAAAUGGUGCACGACAACCCUAUUUUGUGGGACUCGCGGCUGCCCAACUUCAAGGGCGCCGAGGAGGAGAAGAACCGCGCCUGGGAGCACAUCGGACGGGAGUUCAAUGCUCCGGGUCGCCGAGUGGCGCGCGCCUUCAAAUCUCUGCGAGAAUCCUAUCGCCGGGAGCUGGCCCACGUCAAGAUGAUGGGCACCGGCUUCAAGCCCAAGUGGAGCCUGUACGAGGCCAUGGAUUUUCUGCGAGAUGUCAUCCGAGAGAGAAAAGGCGCCUCACAUGCCACAGAUCUCAGCCUGAGCGCCUAUGCUGCACAUCUGCACAACAACAAUAAUAGCCACAAUAACAACAACCACAGCGUCCUGGGAGGAGGAGCUGGUGGCAAAGGAGGCGCCAUGAAGCUGUCCUCAUCCUUCAACGACUCGGCCUCUGCACUGAAUCUGUCCAAGUGCUCGACCCUGAAUGCGAGUGGUGACGAUUACUAUUGCGAUUACUACGUGAAGCCGGAGCUGGACCUGUCGACGGGCGGCGGGGCUGGCAGCAGCAGCAGCGGAAGCUGCUCGGGAGGUGGCGGAGGGGCGCCCGCUUUGCCCCAGCCUGCCCAUCAGCAUCUGGCGAAUAACGACAGUCGGGUGAGCUCCACCAGGAAUGAGCAUCAUCACCUGCAGCAGAGCUACGACGACAUGGACGCGAGCUCGUUGCGGAGCGGCGACGAGGAUGCGGAUGCCGGCAAUGCCUCCGAUGGGGUGGAGGAGCUGGAGGCCAUUGAUGCCGACUUUCCCUAUCCCCUCAUACUCGACUCGAACUCGCCGGGGAGCACCAAUGCCGGCGUGGAUGAGGUGGCUUCCUCACGUAAGCGUCGUCGCAAUGGCGAGCAGGAGGACCUGGACGACGGCGAUGCUGACGGUGAUGUCGGUGGUGGUGUCAUCGACGGCGAUGACUAUGAGGAGCAGAUGCUGCAGCAGCAUCGGCAUUUGCGCCAGCAACAGAAUGCCGGUGUGGUCACCGGGGGAUUGGAUCUGCCGCCACCCCAAACGGUACGCGAGGUCCUCAACUCGAAGUUCUGUGGCUUCAUCUCCGCCAAACUGAACAGCAUGGAGGACUCUGAGGCGGACAAUCUGAUGAAUCGCAUUCUCCUGCUACUCGUGCAAAUGCAGCAAUGCGAAGGAUCUGUCAAGUAGAGCCGGUGUCGGGAUCUAGUUUUUAGUAGCGAAGAAAAGCCCAUUAUGGAUUAAUGCGGCUGCUCAAAGCAAAUAGCAAAUAGCAGAUAGCAGAUAGUUUCUUGCCAUAUCAUUUUGCUCCCCCACACCCUUCCAAUUUUGCCAUAAGAAAAAAAGAAAUGCCAAAACUGUGCCAUACCAAAAAGAAUCGAACAAAAAUGCAACAGAAGGAACUGGUUAUACCUUAGGGAUCGUAUCGUUCCUGCUCUCAUAUCAAUAAAUGCAUCUCAAGCAACGGAAAACAAACACUCAAAGAAGAAAGACAGCACAAAGACAAAGACAAAGAGAAAGACAAAGAUAAAGACAAAGAAAGUAAGAAGGUUAAGAGAUUUAGUCUAGUGUAAAUGUAAAUGUUAAUUUCGUUUUAAGCCCCGAUCGACUGUGGAUCAUUUAGCAUAUAUGCACAUACAUAUGUGGUAGUACAUACUCGUAUAAAUAUAUAAUGCUCCAAAAACGUCUCAUCACAUGAAAGAGAGGAAACACGCUACACGAAGUAGCAUAUCCCGAUAUUUUUUGUUAUCAUCUAAGAAUAUUAGUUCAAAACACACGCCAAAGUUCGCUCUAACACGAACAGAACAGAAUAUGUCUUAGCCUUAAUUUCAUAUGAACAACUUAUUUAUAGUUUCCUUUAUCUUCUUCUUAAUUAACCUAAAUGCAAAUAGCUUGCCAUACUUUUUGCCAAAUAUCCUGGAGAGAAUAUACAACAUUUUUGGUUUAAUAAACACACAAAAUCGUGUAAAGAAAUGAACUUUAAAUAA